CAGUUUGAUUUAAGUUUUGUUUUAUUUUAUUCCUGAGCUAACAAGCUCAGUAAUAAAUGCGUGUAAAAAGUACAAAAAUUAAAUAUAUAGCUCAAAUGAUUUACAAAACAUAAAGCGUAAUACAGCUUCAAUUUUUUAUUAGUGAUUGGCAUGUCUCUUUUGGCUUAGUUGCUCAGAGUCUGGCCCACAGCUUAAAAACUGGUUUUUGUUGACUUCGUUCGUGCGUACCAACACACCUCCAUCCACAUUCAUUCAGCGAAAUACACACAUACGAGCCCAAAUAUAUUACGUCUGUACACAUGUAAACAAAUUAACUGUAAACAACUGAAUUUCAAGCCCGCGCAAUAUCCUGCCAACAAAACUGUUCGAAUUGUUUUCGAUUUAAAACUUUUACUUGAUUUAAAAAACCGGAUAUCUAAAGGAAACAAAAUGCCGGACUGUUGCCAAUCAUGUAUGGCACGCAUACCCUAUGCAACGCUAAUAGCGACGCUUAUGUGUCUGCUGGGCGUUGGCAUCUUCUGUGGCACAAUGUACCGUGGAGCCUCACUAACAGUUAUUAUGAUGGAUCAAGUUUUUCACCUCCGACUAAUAUGGAUCGAGGCUGUGCAGAUGAUAUUUGUCAUAAUUGCUGCUGGCAUGGCUGCUCUCGGCUUUAUGAUAUUGUUUGUGGGCUUUCUAGCAACGGGUGCGACACGCUAUAAGGUUUACCGCGCGUGGCGAUCACGCGUCGGCGGUCGCAUCUCCUGUGCAGUGCUCAUGGGCAUUACGUAUCUGCUUAACUUCGUGUGGACGCUCAUUUUAUGCUUCUUGGUUAUUGUGACGUUCAUUUACACCAUGUUCUGGAAUAUGUGUGCGAGUGUUGAGCAUUCGCUGAGCUGCAUUGAUUUGACACAAUUUCAUUUCAUGUUUCCGCCAAAUACGAAGCUCGAGGACAUGAAGGUAUGCGAGAAGUAUGAGAUCAAAGCAUUUUGCAAGGAUGGUGUCGAGAACGCUGAGGUCAUGUUUAUUUUGGCCACGCUGUCUACGCUUUUGGUUAUUCUCAGUCUGGUGCACUAUUUGAUGUGCCUUUCGGCCAAUUAUGCGCACAUUCGUGACCAUGAAAAGUUCCAGGAACUGCAGGAGAUACAAAAUCUCAACGAACUGGAGUAUAGCGCAACAUCGAAGGAUCGCUUCUAGGAUUUAUUUAAAACUAUUCGAUUCGAGCUUCAUCAAAGAGGCACAAAGACACAGAAAUGCAACGAAAUUCAUCUAUAGCUUUAGAAGUUUUGUUUUUAUUCGAAAAUUGAUUAUUCUGUUUCGUUCUAUAAGAUAUUAUUGGUUAAUUUAUUGUUCUAUAUAUUCUUAUAUACAUUUAGGCCUAUAACGCCCAUCAAAGACACAAAUUUACAUAAUUUA
Messenger RNA from Drosophila navojoa, 1395 nucleotides. RefSeq names its product neuronal membrane glycoprotein M6 (gene M6). Gene Ontology annotation, biological process: neuron projection development. The record is from RefSeq and is a predicted model, not a curated record. Lineage: Eukaryota; Metazoa; Arthropoda; Insecta; Diptera; Drosophilidae. Gene Ontology annotation, cellular component: plasma membrane.